This is a messenger RNA of Uranotaenia lowii, 2802 nucleotides long. RefSeq names its product zinc finger protein 260-like. Gene Ontology annotation, cellular component: nucleus. Gene Ontology annotation, biological process: regulation of transcription by RNA polymerase II. The transcript is spliced from 6 exons. Gene Ontology annotation, molecular function: RNA polymerase II cis-regulatory region sequence-specific DNA binding; DNA-binding transcription activator activity, RNA polymerase II-specific; zinc ion binding. The coding region runs from base 893 to 2788 and encodes 631 amino acids. Lineage: Eukaryota; Metazoa; Arthropoda; Insecta; Diptera; Culicidae. The record is from RefSeq and is a predicted model, not a curated record.
ACAAGGUAUUUUUUCCCGAAAAUCAAAAAAAUCUUUAAAAAAAAUCAUUCUAUACUACUAGGGAUGGGCCAAAAAUUUUUAACAACAAUCACGUUGUCAACUAACCUAAAUGCUCAGACUCAUCCAGCGUUAAGCGAUAUAGUUUUAGAUUUUUUGGUAAAUCUUUUAUAAAAUUUGGAGUUGAUAGUGCCCAUCACUGUAAAUACUGUCUACAAAUUCAUUAUUUAAAGCGCCUUAUAUGUAUUUCUAAAGAUUUUUUCUGGAUGAAGUCAUUUUGAAAAUAUGAUGGUUUGAAAUGGUUCUCUAGAAAUUUUAUGGAACUUGCAAUUUUUUCAAUAAUUCAAAGACAUUAAAAGAUAAAUAACAUUACCUCAAAAUUAACCAACUAAUAGGUAGGGAGUAAAAAAACCUGAGUAAUAUGGUUUCGUAUGGCUGUGGCUGUGAUGAGUUUUUAAGGUAGUAUUUCUUACGUAAGGUUUUUGGAAACCCCCCCUACCCCCCUAGUAAGAGAUCGUAAGCAAAUGUGAAACCCCCCCACCCCCCCUAUGUGCUUACGUAAUUAGUGAACAGCCCCUAUACGCAAAAGCCAGCUGAGGGAUCAUGAAAGCAUUCAUACUGGUAACAAUGCGUAUCAUUGCAAGCUUUGUGACAACUCCUUCAGCCAUAGAAAAAAACUUCAGCUGCAUCUUCGAACGCAUGAGCCUGCUGUAGAAAAAAUAUCGGGUUUGGAACAGACCUUUUCUAAGAGCACCUUUGGUUGCGAAUAGAUGAACUCCAACACAAAAAUUGCAUUGACAAAGCGACAACAAAUUCCUUAAGCAUCAACUCUGAAGAAGAUUUUUAAUUGUAGAAAGUUGAGUGAAGCCGCUGAAACGGAGUUGUUCCGAGCGUCAUGUCCACAGAUAUUUGCCGGGUAUGCAUGGAUGGCGACUUCGAGGGCACCGAGUACGAGGAUAGUGAACGAAAGUUGAUUCCGAUAUUCUCGAAACUGGAGGAUGUUUUCAUUGCAAAUAUUGUGGCCGAGUGUACGGCCAUCGAAAUCGAGGAAGACGAUGGUCUGCCCGCGGUUAUUUGCCGGGGCUGUGUGGACGAUCUGAAGUACUUUAUCGCGUUCAUCCGAAAGGCGCGUGAAACGGAUCAUAAACUGAGAAAAAUCUUCAAAGCAGAAUCGGAUCGGAAAGAUGAGGACCAGUCGAUUGGAGAAGUUGAACAAUUGGACGAAGAGGUUUGGGAUUCGUCGGCGGAAGCUUUCGGAGUAAUGGUGGAGGUCAAAGCAGAAGAGGAAGAAGUAGAGGAAUUCGAGGAAGGAACAAUCGUGGCAACGGAACUUGACCGGGACGACGAGGAAGAUUUCGAAGCAGUACAAGAUAACGACAGUGACUAUGUGGAGCCGGCCGCUACCGUUAAACGAAAACGACGCGGAAGACCACGCAAACGUCCAAAGGAUAGCGAUGAUAGCGAUGAUUCUGAUUCGCCUCGUAAAGCAAAAGUUUCUCAAACUAAACGUGGGCCGGGAAGACCUAGGAAAAUUUUGAAUAACUCAGAUGAUGAGUUUGACGACAUUGAAAAGACUACUUUUGAGGUCAUAAAUAUUUUAAAGGGAAAACAUUUAUGUUGUUCAUGUUUGCAAAUUUUCGAUUGCAAGGAACAACUAGCGGAACAUGGUGAAGAGGUUCAUUCGAAGAAACGCGCUGUUAAUUUAUCUAAAACGAAUUUAUGUUUGUUUUGCCAUAGGAGGUACUCCACCCCAUACGCGUUGAAGCAACAUAUCUAUCGUACGAAAACGGCAAAAAGGGUUUAUACCUGUUCGAAAUGCCCUGCUAGGUUUAUAGACAAAGUUCGUCGUCGAAAACAUGCCCAUGACCAUCCUCGGGAACGUGAGAUCAAUUCAUCCAAGGGAAUUGUCCAGGAAGAGCUCGGCCAUAUAUGCUGCGCCCAAGCUUGUUAUAUGGCAUUUCAAACGGAAGAUAUGCUUAUUGCCCAUGCACACAGUGCACACAAGAUAAACAAAGUAGAACAAUCCUUGGACGAAAAUCGCGAUAAACCUUUCGAAUGUCAGGUUUGCUUUAAGCGUUUCUACGAUGAACUUACGCUCCAACGCCAUCAGCAACGCAACUACAAAUCCCUCAGUCAUCAAUGUACGAUCUGUGGUUUAAAAAUGCGUGGUGGCGAGUUAUUGGCCAAUCAUGAACGCUCCCAUCGGAACGAGAAACCUUUCGAAUGUGAAACAUGUCACAAAUACUUUUCUACCAAGGGUAGCCUAAAGGCUCACAUGAUGAUACACAGUGGGGAAAAGCCAUUCAGUUGUACGAUCUGUGGAUGGAGCUUUCGAAGAAAGCGUAAUCUUCAAGUGCACGCACUAUCCCAUACCAACAACCAGCCAUUCCAGUGUGAAGUUUGCCAGAAAACGUUCAAGGCUAAAGUCCACCUACAGUAUCACAUGCGGACACACACCGGCGAAAAGCCUUACCCUUGCCGAUUCUGCGAAAAAGCGUUUGCCGACCACACCAACAGGCAGAGACACGAGAUAUCCCACACCGGCAUUAAACCGUACAAGUGCAGCUACUGCGAUAAAACCUUCAUUCGGAAACGUUUCCAGGUGGACCAUGAGAGUACUCAUACUGGUGUUAAACCAUAUCGCUGCGAGAUGUGCAACCGAACAUUUAGCCAGAAGAGUGCUUUGCGACGGCACCUGGAAUCACAUCCGCUGGCAACAGAAAACGCCACCGCAUUGUCAGUACCAUCGCCGAUGGAGCCAUCCGCCGAUGGAGCCAUCCGCCGGUUCUAGCUACUUCCAACAGA